AUGAAUGCAUUUGUAUCUACACUAGCCGUCUCGGCUUCCCUCGUUGGCAUUGCAAAGGCUACCGUCCAGGGUUUCGAUAUCAGCAGCUAUCAACCCAACGUCGACUUCAGCUCUGCAUACAGCUCCGGUGCCCGCUUUGUCAUCAUCAAGGCAACUGAAGGCACAACUUAUACCGACUCAACUUUCUCCAGCCACUACGAAGGAGCCACAAACGCAGGCUUCAUCCGCGGCGGCUAUCACUUUGCUCACCCGGACAGGAGUUCCGGCGCAACUCAAGCACAAUAUUUCAUUUCCCACGGCGGCGGCUGGUCCGGCGACGGUAUCACUCUCCCAGGCAUGCUGGAUAUCGAAUACAACCCCAGCGGUGCCACUUGCUACGGUCUCUCGGCCAGCGAAAUGGUGAGCUGGAUCAGUGACUUUGUCGAUACAUAUCAUGCCUCUGAGGGUGUCUACCCUUUGAUCUAUACCACGAAUGAUUGGUGGACCACUUGUACCGGUGACUCAACCGCGUUCAGUUCCACUUGCCCUCUCGUUUUGGCCAGGUAUGCUAGCUCUCCUGGCACUAUCCCCGGUGGCUGGGGCUAUGAGACUAUCUGGCAGAAUGCGGAUAGCUAUGCGUAUGGAGGUGAUUCGGAUGUUUUCAAUGGUGAUUUAUCGCAGCUCAAGGCUAUUGCGUCUGGUUAA
Molecule: messenger RNA, 684 nt
Organism: Talaromyces stipitatus ATCC 10500
Lineage: Eukaryota; Fungi; Ascomycota; Eurotiomycetes; Eurotiales; Trichocomaceae
Product: N,O-diacetyl muramidase, putative
Exons: 2
Coding region: 1-684 (227 amino acids)
Biological process (GO): carbohydrate catabolic process; cell wall macromolecule catabolic process; peptidoglycan catabolic process
Molecular function (GO): lysozyme activity
Source: RefSeq, a predicted model, not a curated record